AUGGGAAAUUUGGUGCAAGCCCCAAGUGGCAUCGAAGUUCGCUCCUGCGGCCAUUAUGCUCAUUUGGAAUGCUACAGAACCUAUUUGCAAACAUUACUGGUAUGUUUUUGA
This is a messenger RNA of Gongylonema pulchrum, 111 nucleotides long. NCBI's taxonomy places the organism in Eukaryota, Metazoa, Nematoda, Chromadorea, Rhabditida, Gongylonematidae. The record is from the annotation of a GenBank genome assembly.